This is a messenger RNA of Populus nigra (black poplar), 1290 nucleotides long. RefSeq lists its product as uncharacterized. The transcript has 3 exons. The record is from RefSeq and is a predicted model, not a curated record. Lineage: Eukaryota; Viridiplantae; Streptophyta; Magnoliopsida; Malpighiales; Salicaceae. Bases 1 to 1290 code for a protein of 429 amino acids.
AUGCUGGAAAUAGGAGAGGUUUUGCAGAUUGAAAAACCUCACAAUUUAGAUGACUUCACAUCCUAUAUAAAUCAGCAAAGGCGUAAAGAGAAGGCUGAUUGGGAAGCAUCCCACAAUGUUUCUUGGUUUGGUAAUGAGGCUGAAGGUACUAAAGGGGGCAUUUUGGCUAUGUGGGAUAACUCUAAGUUUGCGGUAUCAUCAGUGGAGUAUGGUCAUGGUUGGAUCGGGUUAUUUGGGCAGAAUGUCUUGACUGGCUUCUUAGGGGCGGUGGUAGGUGUAUAUGCCCUUUACAAUCAAGCUGACAGACUUCUUCUUUGGAAGGACCUUCGUAUUCUGAAAGCUGCUUUUGAGUGUCCUUGGUUUUUAGCACGUGACUUCAAUGAAACUUUGUUGCGAAGUGACAGAAGCAGCGACUUCAUUAACAAGGUGGGUUCAACGGCUUUUAGACUUUUUAUUGAUGAUUGUAACCUAAUCGAGUACAACAUGUCAGAGGGUUCGUACACCUGGUUUCGUGGGGGAUCCAUGAGUAAACUGGACUGUAUUUUUUCUAGUCUUUGUUGUCAUUUGCAAUUCCCCCUUUUGUCUCUUCGACGGCUUCCAAGAGGGUUCUCUGAUCAUUGCCCUUUAAUCCUAGGGGUUUUACCUAUAGAAAAAGGUUGGAUUCCUUUCAAAUUCAUGGAUUGUUGGCUUCAUCAUCCAAAUUUUAAAGAUAUCGUAAAGGGUAUAUGGGAUGAAGCUUGCAAUGAAUUUUCAGGUCAGUUCAAGCUCAUUAAGAAGCUCAGCUUUAUGGCAACUCGGCUCAGACAGUGGAAUUGGGUUGGGUUUGGGCAUCAGGAGACUGCUUUGGCAUUGAUCCAAAGCAAUAUUUCAGCUAUAGAACAAAAAUCAGAGUAUGGGAAAUUAUCUACUGCAGAGCAGAACUCGCUUGAUUCAUUGAUCAAGAAGCAGUGGCAAUGUAACUUGCAUAUAGAAAGCAUGUGGCGUCAAAAGUCUCGCCAAAUUUGGUGUCGCUUGGGUGAUCGCAACACGCGUUUCUUCCAUCUAAUUGCUAACUUCAGGAGGGCUAAAAACUAUCUCCUGAAAGUGGUUCAUAAUGGUUCUGUUGUUGAAGGCUUACCGGUCAUAAAAAGAUGUGGCACUAGCUUGGAGCGAGAUAUCACAUUGGAAGAAUUAAAGCAGAGCGUUUGGGAUUGUGAUGGGAGCAAGAGUCCGGGUCCAGAUGGUUUCAAUUUCAAAUUCUACAGGCUUGUUUGGAAUUUCAUUGCAGAUGAUCUGUUAAAAGCUCUUUAA